AUGGCGUCGUCAGAGUGGAGUGGGUGCACGUCUGCGCUCAUGCGCGCUGCUAUAAAUAAAAACUCGUGGAGAAGCGACGACGACCUGACAACAAUGGCGGCGUCUCAGUCUCUGACGCCCUGUCUCUGCACGGGGAAUGCCCAUGCGCCGUGGUGCCGAUUCGUCCGGGCACUGCUCGUGGCCACGGCGGCGGCGCUGGUGGUCGUCGUCGUCCAUGCAGACGAAGCUACGACGACGACGGCAGCAGCUGGUGGCUUCGCCGCCGCUACGAACGACCACCAGCGGCCGAAGAUCCCGGCCAUCUUCGUGUUCGGCGACUCCAUCGUCGACCCCGGCAACACCAACAACCGGUUGACGGAGGCGAGGGCCAACUUCCCUCCGUACGGGCAGGACUUCCCCGGAGGCGUCGCCACCGGGAGGUUCUCCAAUGGCUUGGUCCCUGGGGACCUCUUAGCUUCCAAGUUGGGUAUUAAGGAGCUGCUGCCUCCUUUCCUUAGUCCUGAUCUAGAACUAAAGGACCUACUCACAGGUGUGGCGUUUGCUUGUGGAGGCAGUGGCUAUGAUCCGCUCACAUCCACGCUUGCGACAACCUUGUCGAGUACCGAUCAACUUAAACUAUUUCACGACUACAAGCAGAAGCUAACAGCUUUGGUUGGAGAGAAGGAAAUGACACGAGUUAUCUCACAAGGUGUCUUCUUUACAUUAAUGGGGGCAAAUGACAUUAUAAACAAUUAUUUUCUUCUCCCUUUGAGACGCCACCAAUAUGAUCUUCCUUCAUACGUGGACUUUCUUGUCUCUUCGGCGAUUAACUUCACAAAGACUCUAAAUGAUAUGGGAGCUAAGAGGAUUGGAUUUGUUGGUGUCCCACCAUUGGGAUGUUGUCCUUCACAAAUAACACUAGGAGAAAGCACGUCACGUCAAUGCGAACUAUUAAGGAAUCAAGCAUCACAGUUAUAUAAUUCUAGAAUUUCAAAGGAAAUAAAGAGAUUGAAUGCAGAACAAAGUGCUUCUAGAUCAAAGAUUGUUUAUUUUGACAUAUACUACAACUUGCUUGAUCUUAUUCAGAAUCCAGCUUCAUACGGUUUCAAGGAUGUCAACAAAGGCUGUUGUGGUAGCACAGUGUUAAAUGCCGCCAUAUUCAUUGCAUAUCAGAGUGCAUGUCCAAAUGCAAUUGAUUAUAUUUUCUGGGACGGCUUCCAUCCUACUGAAAAGGCCUACAAAAUUGUAGUGGAUAAGCUCGUUCAGCAAGCUUCGGAGUUCCUGUUGAGGUGAAGAAAUUGUUGUUGCACGCUCUACAAUAGUUUUAAUGCUCCCAUAGAACAACCUGACCAUUUCCACAUUUCAGUGUCAUUUGCCAAAUGUACGAAACAUAUAAGAUUUACUCCUAAAACAAACCUAAUGAAAGGCUCCUCCUCUGUAUGUCCACACGGCAGUUACUAUGGACAACGUGGCAGUUACUGCUCACUCGGACAUCACUGUUCGCGUGCUAAUUAUUGUUUGCCCGCCAGUCAUUGUGCAACCUCUGCUUCAAAUACAGUUCGACACGAUUUAGGAUUGUUGUUUUACUGUUCUAAACCCCUUUUACUGCUCGUGUCACUGCUCAUGUACCUUCCUCCCAGUGCAUGCGGUGAAUUGCAUGUUCUCGGCCUAGAAAAUAUUGUGUGUCGAUGUCAACAUAUAAUUUGUAUUUUUCAGCUCAAAAUCCUUACGGCCGUGUUGUAUAGAACCACAACACAACAAGUCUGUAACUAGCUGUCACAACAAUCAGAACACCUUUAUAUUUAUAAAACCAUUUGUAGGGAAGUACCUUAUGUUAAUAUAAAAAAGUAGUAUUGUUACCAUUUUUGUGCCAGCAGAAAUUUCAUUAUUGAACACCAUGAUAGUUCAAUAUACGUUCUUGCUACGCUUACCCUAUUGGUAACCCAUGACUUUUGUGAGGUAUAAAAACGUGAGAAAUCAUCCUUUAGUAGGCCCUGUUUGGAUUCAUAUUGGUAAUAGCUAGUACUAGUUAGCAACUAAAAAGAAAAAGAAAGAGUGACUUCAAACAAGUCUUUUACUAUGGCCUUCGUUUAAAUAUAGGAUU
This is a messenger RNA of Sorghum bicolor (sorghum), 2083 nucleotides long. Its product is annotated as GDSL esterase/lipase EXL1. The transcript is spliced from 5 exons. The record is from RefSeq and is a predicted model, not a curated record. NCBI's taxonomy places the organism in Eukaryota, Viridiplantae, Streptophyta, Magnoliopsida, Poales, Poaceae. Gene Ontology annotation, molecular function: hydrolase activity, acting on ester bonds. The coding region runs from base 1 to 1272 and encodes 423 amino acids.